This is a messenger RNA of Exophiala mesophila, 1230 nucleotides long. RefSeq lists its product as uncharacterized. The record is from RefSeq and is a predicted model, not a curated record. The transcript is spliced from 4 exons. NCBI's taxonomy places the organism in Eukaryota, Fungi, Ascomycota, Eurotiomycetes, Chaetothyriales, Herpotrichiellaceae. The coding region runs from base 1 to 1230 and encodes 409 amino acids.
AUGGACGAACUCGUGCGCCGAUUCGAAAGGGCUACGGCUCCCGGUGAAGGUAGAGUAUUGGCUGGGGCGGUGAUAGCAUCAGCGUCAAGUUCAGGGGAUACAUUCACACGAGCCUUUGGAACCACAAGUAUCAACGACAAUGCAGAAUCACUUGCGCCUUCGGAUAUCAUGUGGCUGGCGUCGUGUACGAAGCUACAGACGACUGUAGCGGCACUUCAAUGCGUUGAACGAGGUCUUCUCACCCUGGAAGAUGAUCCAAGUCGAAUACUGCCGAACUGGAACACCCCGGAUGUCCUUGUCGGAUUCGAUGAAACAAUAGACCAACCUCUGUUCAAGAAACCCAACAAUCCAAUCACGCUGAGGAUGCUCUUGACGCACUCGUCAGGUUUGGCCCUGGAGCAAAGCUCUCCCUCCCUGUUGAGGUUGAAACACAAGAAUGGCUUUACGAAUGCGAGCAAUGUUAGUAGUCAGGGAGAUAUCAUAGAUGCAAUACGCAGCGCCUUCACGCAACCUUCGGAAGCUGAACUACCACUGGUGUACGAGCCAGGAGAAGGGUGGUCUUAUGGCUCCAGCCUCGACGUGGUAGCCCGGAUGAUCGAGCAUGUCACCGGUUUCGGUCGACUGGGAGAUUACAUGUUGGAGAACAUCUGGAAACCUCUCGGAAUGUCCGCGACUACUUUUAGGCCAGCUACUCGACCCGACCUCAGGGUUGUCCCUCUAACAGUCAGAUUACCAUCGCAACAACUUGCCGAUGGUUCUAACCUCCCGUUUCCAAACAAAAAUCCUGAGCAGGACAGCGGCGGAUCUGGUAUUUUCAGUAGUGCAGAGGACUAUCUAAAGCUUCUCAAGAGCUUAUUAAUGAACGACGGAAUUCUCCUCCGAUUCGAGACGGUGGAAGGCAUGUUUAAGCCUCAACUGGAAAACGAUCAGCCCGUGAAUGAAGCUUUUCACAACCCCACUUUGGCACAAUAUCUCUUACCUGGAGUACCAAAUGAUCGACAAUGGAAUUGGGGGUUUGGCGGCGUCAUAGCAACCAAUGGCAUCCCUGGUCGCGGAAAGGAAGGGACCAUGACCUGGAGUGGGAUUUCAAAUCCUCAAUGGUGGAUCGAUCCAUUAGGAGGCACGUGUGGCAUCUUUGCUACGCAGCUACUUCCACCAGGUGAUAAUGGUGCGGCUGCAUUGUACGCAGAUUUCCAGAGGGCAAUUUACCAGCAGAAUGUAAAGUUAUGA